Messenger RNA from Saccoglossus kowalevskii, 1300 nucleotides. RefSeq lists its product as uncharacterized. The record is from RefSeq and is a predicted model, not a curated record. NCBI's taxonomy places the organism in Eukaryota, Metazoa, Hemichordata, Enteropneusta, Harrimaniidae.
AUGGCAAGCCAUUUCGACGGUUAUGCGAGGGAAAUUCGAACGUUUACGCACCCAAAUAUAAACAACGGAUUUACUGCAAAACACGUUGCUAAUCCGGCAAGCGGCUACGACGGAAAUUCGAAUUUUCAUGCAGUGAUAGUUGUGUCACCGUGUUCCGCGAGAUUUUCAUUAAUUGGUGAUGAGGGGUCUGAAUGGUUCUGUGGUCGCGGUGGAGUUGAGUGUCCAUUUGGUUACCAUUGUGUGAUCCACCCUGACGAUGCUUUUGUUGUAUGUUGCCCAAAUACAGAAUGUGAAGACGGUGAAUGGACUAUUUGGUUCGAUAGAGAUAACCCAGGAACUACUGGGGACUGGGAAACAACUCAGGAUCUAAUAAAGCAAUUCGAAGAUAAAAUGUGUUCCAACCCAUCGGCGAUACAAGUGCAGACCUUAGAUGGCAUUCCUGCUGCUUAUAAUGGUGAAAUAUUCUCGCUCUAUUCACCUGAAGUGAGAUUUGUUUGUCAGAUGGCAGAUCAACCAGAUAACACAUGUCUUGAUUAUGAAGUUAGAUUCUGCUGCCCAGAACAGCCAGAUUGUGACAAGUUGACAAAAUGGUUUAACACCGAUGAACCACGUGAAGGUUCAGAUGCAGAUCGUGAAAUCACUGCCGUAAUCCAAGAUGAAUAUCCAAAUGAAAUGUGUAAAAAUCCGUUAUUCAUCCAAGUUGUUGUCGCCACCACUGAACAACCUUCAUCAAGCACCGGACAGGUAUUAAUACAUCACGAUGUCGAUCCUGGAUUUGUUUGUCUUGACAAAGAACAGCCAGCUGGUGACCAAUGUCAUAAUUACAAAGUUCGAUACUGUUGUGAUGAACAACCUGAUAAAUCCGGACAAUGCCCAAUGGUACCAUCCAUCGACGCUGUCCGUCCAAAGGGUUACUGCUAUUAUGAAUGUCAAGAUGAUACCGAUUGCCAGGGAAAGAAAAAAUGCUGUGCUUCUGGAAUAUGUGGCACCAUUUGUAUGGAUCCUGUGUUCCCUUCUUUCCAUGAGGGCGUGAUUUACCAGGAGGGCGAUGGCAGAAAAGAAGACUGCAAUACAUGUUACUGUACGAGCGAUGGAAUCUGGGCGUGCACAAAGAUUCUGUGUGGGGAUACAGUUAUCGAGGCAGUCGAGCUCGAGGCUACCGCUGAAAGACAAUAGACUGAGCUAACACUUGAUUGAAUUCAUCUAUUUAAGUUACCCUUUAAUCGGCAAACCCCUUCUUCGCAAAUAAACUAUACGAUCAAUAACUAUGGCUGGUUACGACAGCUAAUUAAUAUUCAAU